Suricata suricatta (meerkat) is the source of this 2282-nucleotide messenger RNA. It is a transcript of the gene ACTMAP, whose product is annotated as chromosome 16 C19orf54 homolog. The transcript is spliced from 6 exons. The record is from RefSeq and is a predicted model, not a curated record. The coding region runs from base 704 to 1756 and encodes 350 amino acids. NCBI's taxonomy places the organism in Eukaryota, Metazoa, Chordata, Mammalia, Carnivora, Herpestidae.
AGGGCCGCCCACGGGUCGCUAGUACUGUCACGUGAUAUGGGGGAAAAAAUGUGUGCUGCGGCCACCAUUUUGCUGAAAGAGGAGGAGCGUUUAAUUUUCUGGCUCCAUUGCCUAGCCCUGCGGUAUCGCGGCUCGCCACGUCCUGUGAUCCCUGAGCCUCCCCCAGCCCACGGGACCUUUCCUUUUGCACUCUGAUUCCAGGACCUUCUCUACGACUAAGCCGUUCUGCCUUUUUGAUCUCUUGACCUCUGGUUCAAAGGUCAGCUUGGAUUCCGAACUCGGGAUAUGAGGGGUUACAGAGCCUAAAUUCCCUAGUCUGUAGCCCGGGGCCCUGAAGUCCCACUCUUUAGCUCGCCUCGGGUCCGACCCUUCAUUUUUCCCAGAACUGACUCCCGAGUUUCUAAACCUGGCCCCGUAUAAUACUGUAACUUUUACUAAAGCAACCCCAAACCACAAAUCUAAUUCCGAGUAAAAGACCGCACCCGGUUCACUGUUAGAUCCCUGAUGAUUUGAGUCCGCUCAACCCUUGCUCCCCGGUUCCAAAUGUCAGUCCUGGGCCUUUUAGCCCCGCUGCUCGACACUCAGGUUCUGGAAGUUCGCCCUAAAACCUUCAGAACUUCCAUCCCUGUGACUCACUCAUUUUAGAGGAUCCAUCCCUCUCCCAUUCUCGAUCUUCCAGGCUAUACAUGCUGGAGACCUAAAAAUGAGUUCUCCAUGCUUUCCUCCCCUAGAGCCCCCAGCCCUUUCUCCAGAAACCCCUGUUCCCCAAGGGCCCGUAGCUCCACCUCUUCCUCUACCCUCAGACCUCUCCAGUUUGGCUUUUCCACUCCCUGCCUCAAGUCCCCAGGCCCCAAUUCCCCCACCACCCCCAUUGCCGCCUCCACCCCCUGUUGGGGGGCUGGCCCCCCCUCAUGUCUUCGGCCUAGAGAAGAGCCAGCUCCUGAAGGAGGCCUUAGAGAAGGCGGGCCCAGUACCCGGGAGCAGAGAUGACGUCAAGAGGCUCCUGACGCUGCAGAAGGACCGUUUCAGAAGUGACUUGUGGUGGAUCCUCUUCUGUGCAGACCUGCCCUCCCUCCUCCAGGAAGGCCCUCAGUGCGGGCUGGUGGCCUUGUGGAUGGCAGGCACACUCCUGGCACCCCCCAGCGGCAUCCCCCUGGAGAGACUUGUGCAGAUGGCCAUGGACAGAGGCUACACGGCCCAGGGAGAGAUGUUCUCCGUGGCUGACAUGGGCAAGCUGGCCCAGGAGGCACUUGGCUGCCAGGCUGAGCUGCUCUGCGGUGGCCUGGGGGGUCCCAACAGAGAACGUGUCCUGCGGCACCUUGUCUCUGGCCAUCCCUUGCUCAUCCCCUAUGACGAGGACUUCAACCACGAGCCGUGUAAGAAGAAAGGCUACAAGGCCCACUGGGCCGUGAGCACAGGGGUCCUGCUGGGGACGCAGGCUGUGCCAAGCCUCGGCUAUUCUGAGGACCCUGAGCUGCCGGGUCUGUUCCACCCGGUGCCUGGCACACCCCGCCGGCCACCCCCGCCGCCAGAGGAAGGAUCCCCGGGUGCCGUCUACCUUCUCUGCAAGCAGGGCAAGAGUUGGCAUUACCAGCUGUGGGACUACGACCAGGUCCAGGACAGCAACCUGCAGCUGACAGAAUUCUCGCCCGAACGGGCGGCUGACGGCCGGGCAUACGUGGUGCCUGAGGGCGGGGUGCGGGCCGGCCUCUGUGGCCAGGCACUGCUGCUCAGCCCUAAGGACUCCGGCCGCUAGCCUGCGGCAGCCCUGAGCCCACUGACAGGGCCCCCGGCCACAGCUCAGCUCGGUCACAGUUUGAAGGUGCCCCAGUGUCUCCCUUUUCCCAACAGCCCAUGGGCAUGGGCUGUGUUCCUGAGGACCUCCAGCCCGAGAUCCUCUGUGCAGAGGCCCCUCCUGCGCCCACUACCCUGUCCAUCCAGUCCCAGUCCCCUUCUCCCACCCCCACCCCCCAAUACUGACCCCCUGCUGUGUGGCUGGGGGCAAAGCCAGGAGCCGGCUAGACAAGCUCCCUGUCCAGGGAGGACCCUGAUGACAGCUUGGCCAGCAGGUCUUGUCUGUCCCACGUGAAUGUUGCAUCCAGCCAUUCUCACUGGUGACCACCCUCCCCUCCCUGGACAGGAGCCUCCUCAUUAGACCCCUUGCUGCCCACCCCCCUCCAAUGUCCAUUCCUGUGGAGCCUAGGAAGCCAUGCCUUUUAAAAUGCAAACCAGGGCACUGGGCGGGGCAUCCGACUUGGGCUCAGGUCAGGAUCUCACUGUUC